This is a messenger RNA of Acanthamoeba castellanii str. Neff, 2649 nucleotides long. Its product is annotated as Filamin repeat domain containing protein. Gene Ontology annotation, molecular function: carbohydrate binding; actin filament binding. Bases 1 to 2649 code for a protein of 882 amino acids. The transcript is spliced from 14 exons. Lineage: Eukaryota; Discosea; Longamoebia; Acanthamoebidae. The record is from RefSeq and is a predicted model, not a curated record. Gene Ontology annotation, biological process: actin cytoskeleton organization.
AUGAGGGCAAACGCGCAUCUCCCUCGCAUGGACCUGCGCCUCAGCCUUACCCUGGCGGCCUUGCUCUUCCUUUUCCUCGCCUUGGCCCAGCCCUGUGUAGCCGACCGAGAACUGUUCAAGUUCGACUUCUCCAACACGACCCUUCUCACGACAGUGAACGGCGCGCGCAUCCAGGGUAGCAACCUCCAGAUCACCACCCACGACCCCGAUGGCAGCGGCUUCUUCACUGCCGCCGCCUGGUAUUCCGAGCCGGUGCGAGGCGAGAGCUUCCGCACGAGCUUCGCGAUGCGGUUCACCAACUACACGUUCCAACACAACGGCAACCAGGGCGGCAUGGCGUUCGUGGUGCGUGUCGCCGACGGCAAGGUGGGCGUCGUGGGUCCCGGCUCCGGCGGCAUCGGCUACGGCGACGCUGGCCAGGCCGGCGUCACCGGCCUCAGCCGCUCCCUCGCCGUCGAGUUCGACACCUUCAAGGACGAGAGCCUGGGCGACCCGACGCGCAACCACUACCAGGUGCACACGCGCGGGAAUGAGACCAACUCGGCCUACCAGUCGGCGGCGGUGGGCGCCUACAAGAACGAACCGUUCUUCAACGACAACCAGCAGCACAACGUCAUCAUCGAGUACUCCCAGGGCAAGCUGACCAUUACGGUGGACGGAGCGUUGGAGCCGAUGAACAUGCCUAUGGACCUGGACGAGCUCUUCGGCCCCAUCAGCGGCGGCGUGAUGGUGGGCUUCACGGGCUCCACCCAGGGCGUGGGCGAGACCCAGGAAAUCCUCUCGUGGGACUACGUCUACCUGGGGAACACGGAAGCGGGCAAGAGCGAGGCCUACGGCCCGGGCAAGGAGAAGUCGGUGGCGGGCCAGGAGGGCGAGUUCACCAUCCAGGCCGUCGACCAGUUCGGGUACAACAUCACCGUGGGCGGCGAGAACUUUACCGUCACCAUCGAUCCCACCACCCCCGACCCACUCGCCGCCCCCGUGGAGGUGAUGCUGAAGGACAACGGGGAUGGCACCUACUCGGUGUCGUACCGCGGCACGACGGCCACGGCCUACACCGUGCACGCCCGCUUCCAGGGCAGCGACAUCAAGGAGAGCCCGUGGACCAUGACCAUCGACCCGGCCGACAUCGACCCCGCCCAGUGCACCGGCUCCGGCUCCUUCACCGGAGGAAUUGCCGGUGAGCAGCUGACGCUCGAGGUGCAGGCCAAGGACACCUUCGGCAAUAAGGUGGGCAAGCAGUUCACGGAGGCCACCUUCAGGGCGCAAUUCUCCAACGGCCUCGAGGCCGACUUCGCCGCCGAGGGAGACGAGGGUCUCUACAAGGCCACCUACGCCAUCGACCAGCAGGGGCUCUACUCCAUCGAGGUCCUCUUCGUCGCCAACGCCACCACCACCAUUCCCAUCCAGGGCACGCCCCUCCCCAUCAUUCCCCGCUGCAUUGGAAGGCGACGGCUGACAGCCCUGCAAUGCCUGCGAUCGCCGUGGGCCAAUUGCACGAUCGUGCCGGCCGACCCGGAGGCGGCCGAGUGCUACGCGCAGGGCGAGGGACUGCAGUUCGCCAUCGCAGGCGCCAGCGGCAACUUCUCGAUCGUGCCGCGCGACCGGUUCAACAACACCCUCCACGCCGGACUCCCACCCUCGUUCGCCUUCAAGGGCGCCGUCACGGGCGGGUCCGCCGACCUGCCCGUCACGAUCCAGGCCGUAGCGGGCGAGAACGGCACCGUCACCUACGCCGGCUCCUACACCGUCACCACGGCGGGCGCCUACAGCCUCGAACUCUUCCUCGGCGAAGCCCACAUCGCCGGCUCGCCCUUCCCCCUCUCCGUCAUCCCCAGCAAUUCCACGUGGGGUCCGGAGUGCGUGGCCUACGGGCCGGGCCUGAGCGGCGGCGGCGUGGGCCAGACGCGGUCGUUCGUGAUCCAGGCGAGGGACCCCUUCGGCAACAACAUGACCGAGUCCAACGCCACGUUCACGGUGGUGUUCACCAGGCAGCAGCAGCAGCAGCAGAAGCAGCGCACUGGCGGCAAGGAGGAGGAGGAGGCGGCGGCGGUGGAGUACAACAUCACGCGCGAUGCCGCAGACAAGGGCAAGUUCCUGGUCUCCUACCGCACCGUCGUCGCCGGCCAGUACUCCAUCGGCGUGUCCCUCGAUGACAAGGAGAUCAAGGGCAGUCCCUUUGCGGCGACUGUGCUGCCGGGCGCGCUCUUCGCCCAGGACUGCGUGGCGCGGGGCUCGGGCCUGACUCGGCACGAGAAGAACGUCAACAUGAAGUUCACCAUCUUCACCGUGGACGAGUUCGGCAACUCGCUCGGCAAGGGCGGCGCCCUCUUCCUCGUCGACAUCAGCGACCGCUUCACCGCGUACACCGGGACGGGCAAGGUGGAGGACAACGGCGACGGCACCUACGGGGUGACCUACAGCGUGCCCAAGGCCGGGCACUACCGCCUGCGCGUCACCACCGCGGGCACCAACAUCCGGGGCAGCCCCUGGUUCUUCUCCAUCGACGGCGAGUCCAUGCCCGAGACGGAGAAGAACCUGAUCAUCGCCGGCUCGGUGAUCGGAGCGGUGCUGGUCCUGGCCUUCGUGGUGGGCCUGGUCGUCCUCUACGUGCGCAAGCGAAGGAGCCAGUACACCGUCCUCGCCUAA